Molecule: messenger RNA, 1944 nt
Organism: Paralichthys olivaceus (Japanese flounder)
Lineage: Eukaryota; Metazoa; Chordata; Actinopteri; Pleuronectiformes; Paralichthyidae
Product: cyclic nucleotide-gated channel cone photoreceptor subunit alpha-like
Biological process (GO): monoatomic cation transmembrane transport
Cellular component (GO): intracellular cyclic nucleotide activated cation channel complex; plasma membrane
Molecular function (GO): cGMP binding; intracellularly cGMP-activated cation channel activity; protein-containing complex binding
Source: RefSeq, a predicted model, not a curated record
AGUGACCAGGAGCAGCAUGAGACAGAUUCAGAGCUCACCUUGACUUCUCCUGUCUCGUCUUUAUUACUCACAUUCAGGCUGAUGGACACCCAUGAUCAGACAUCUUUGGUGGGAACAGGGCUGCUGUCAAGGCUGUCCCGCAUGAGGCACUUAGGGAGGAGCAGUGUCACCCCCACAGAGUCCAGCCAGAGGACAGAGGGUGACAUAAGGGGCAGGAGCAGUGACGGCCGCUGGCCUCUGGCUGCACACAACAUGAACAACUGCAACAACAAGGAUGGCAAAAAAGAUGACAAGAAAGAUGAUAAGAAAGAUGACAAGAAAGAUGAUAAGAAAGAUGCUAAGAAGGACGACAAGAAGGAUGAUAAAAAGGAAGAGCCAAAGGAGGUGUGGAUCAUGGACCCUGCGACAGAUAUGUAUUACUAUUGGCUUAAUAUGAUCUCCAUCCCAGUGUUCUACAACCUGAUGCUCCUGGUGGCCAGGGCUUGUUUUAAUGAACUACAGUCUGCUAACACAACACUCUGGAUGGUUUUGGACUACACUUCAGACUUCCUAUACUUCGCUGACACGUUUGUGAGAGCCAGAACAGGUUUUCUGGAGCAAGGACUGCUUGUAAGGGAUGAAAAGGUCCUGAAAGAGAACUACAUGAAGACACGCCAGUUUAGAUUAGAUAUCAUAUCAAUAAUUCCGACUGAUAUUGUUUUCUUCAAAAUUGGAAUCAACAACCCAGAGUGGAGGUUCAACCGUCUCUUUAGGUUAUCCCGACUCUUUGAGUUCUUCGAUCGGACUGAAACGCGAACCAACUUCCCCAACAUAUUCCGUAUUGCUAAUCUUGUUCUUUACAUCAUCAUCAUUAUCCACUGGAAUGCUUGCCUCUACUUUGCCUUCUCCAAGGUGCUUGGGUUUGGCUCAGACACCUGGGUGUAUCCAUCCAUGAAGAAUCCAGAGUAUGCACGUCUGGCCAGACAGUACGUCUACUGCUUUUACUGGUCCACUCUUACUUUGACCACUAUAGGUGAGACACCGCCCCCAGUCCGAGAUGUGGAAUACUUUUUCGUGGUAGUUGACUUCCUCACAGGGGUUCUGAUCUUUGCCACUAUUGUAGGAAAUGUUGGUGCUAUGAUUUCUAACAUGAAUGCAGCACGUGUAGAGUUCCAGGCUAAGAUUGACUCUAUCAAGCAGUACAUGCACUUUCGCAAGGUCACAAAAGACAUGGAAGUGAGGGUGGUGAAGUGGUUUGACUACCUGUGGACAGAGGACAAAACUUGUGAUGAAAAGCAAGUGCUGAAGAAUCUUCCAGACAAACUAAAGGCAGAAAUAGCCAUCAACGUACAUCUGGAGACCCUACAAAAAGUGCGCAUCUUUCAGGACUGUGAAGCAGGUUUGCUUGUUGAGUUAGUCCUCAAGCUUCAGCCUCAAGUUUUCAGUCCUGGUGACUACAUCUGUAAGAAGGGGGACAUUGGUAGGGAAAUGUAUAUCAUUAAAGAAGGACAACUGGCUGUAGUAGCAGAUGAUGGGGUUACCCAGUUUGUUGUUCUCAGUGAUGGGGCAUACUUUGGUGAAAUCAGCAUCUUAGGGAUCAAGGGCAGCAAGGCAGGAAACCGAAGAACCGCCAACAUUCGCAGCGUGGGCUACUCUGAUUUGUUUGCCCUGUCCAAGGACGAUCUGAUGGAGGCGCUCACUGAGUAUCCUGAUGCUAAAAAUGCCCUAGAGGAUAAGGGAAGGGCCAUCCUGAUGAAAGAUAAUCUCAUAGAUGAGUCACUGGUCACAGCCUCUGAUGCCAAAGACUUGGAGGACAAAGUCAACCAGAUUGAAUCCACUAUGGAUGUCAUGACACUCAAAUUUCGAAAGCUGUCAGACCAGUAUGAAUCUUCCCAGCGUAAACUCAAACAGCGGCUCAGUAAUAUUUCAAACCAGGUCCGAACCCUCAGAAUAGACGAUGAGUAG